This is a messenger RNA of Triticum dicoccoides, 2906 nucleotides long. RefSeq lists its product as uncharacterized. The transcript is spliced from 5 exons. Lineage: Eukaryota; Viridiplantae; Streptophyta; Magnoliopsida; Poales; Poaceae. The coding region runs from base 2390 to 2875 and encodes 161 amino acids. The record is from RefSeq and is a predicted model, not a curated record.
UUCUAGUUUUGCUCGCAACUAGCGGGUGGGAUUUGUUUUGUCGGAGGGUGCGGCGUCGAGAGACAUGGGACCUAGUUGCAUGUCCCAUAGUAGGCACGCAACUGCAUGUCUUCUAGAUUGGUAGCAACUAGGGGGGCUUUUGUUUUGUCGAAGGGGGCGGCGUCGAGAGACAUGGGGCCUAGUUGCAUGUCCUUUUACAAACAUUCUUUUCACAAGUACACUGUUUUUGCUUGGUCGGAACGGCGACGAGAUGCUCGGUGACGCCCGUGAGGAGAUGCUCGGCGAUCCGGGCGCCCCUCCAGAGUCCUCGUGCCCUGCUGAUGAGGUGAGCUGAGCUACGACCCCUUUUCCCCUAUCGAGGUGAAACCGAGCUGCGGGUGUCAAUUUUUCUGUAGUCUAGGGUUCAUAAUUGUUGAGAAUCACGAUUCCGAGAAGAAAUUGCAAGUCCGGAAGAGGAAUUUUUGGUGUGUUUUCGGGCAGCGGGAUGGGUAACUGGCGUGGUGGUCCGUCAGAUGGUGGGUGCCGGUGGUGCUGCCCGACGAGAAGGGGGAAGGGGCAGCGCGUCCGUCUUCUCCCUCAUUCUCCGGCGCCACCCCAGCCAGCGCCGCGCCCGGUCAGCGGGAUGGGGAACUUGGUAGGACUACGUCCGAAUUUUUCUGUGCUCCAUGAGAGCGUCAGUCUAAUUCUGUUCACUGUCAAUAGACAUUCUGUGGUUGUGAAUUUUAGAAGUAUGCAAGUUCAUUGUUAGUAGAUAUGUCUUAAUUUCUUAAGCAACAUGCUUGUAAGUGGUCAGCCUUGCUGUAAUACUCCCGUGCAAGUGAUCUGCAACUGUUAGUUAUUUAAACACUGUAGUUGAUGGAUUUUAGUUACCUUCUGUGUCUUCUCGAGGUAGGAAGAUUUUGCUGCUGAUCGUCACAACUAAAUACAGCAUCUCUUAAUCAUAUCAACAUCAAUUUUUCCACAUAUAUUUUUCCCAAAGCUGUCCCGCUUUUUGGCUUCCUGUCUCCAACUCAUGAAAUGUUGCAUUUGUAGUGCCUAUUUUUGGUUUUGUUUGUCUGAACUACCAAAAAUAGACAAUUGAUGUUUUACAUUUUCCAUAAGGAAAUCUGGGAGUGUUUCCUUUUACUAGUUACAAGGAGAAAUAUGUGAACGGAUUAACCAUCCUCACUAGUUACAAGUAUUUUUUUCUGCUUUUUUAUUGGGGCGAAUCACGAAUCUGAGGGGAGCAAAUUAGUGCUUUUGUUUUAGCUCGACCUCGUAUUUUUUUCGAAGGUAACUAUUUUUGAAUUCUGCUGUGAUGUACUCGUACUUAGUUGUUACUGAUGUCUGCUCAGUUGCCUGCUUGCACCGAGCAUUGCCAAUGCUUGUUUGGAUUUUUCUGAGGCAUUCGGCAUACUGAGAUAAUUGAUUUUUUGGGGCCAGUGUGGUGUUAUACAUCAGGCUGCGCCAGUGUGGGGUUAUACAUAGUACUAUUUUAAUCUAAAAAUGUCUUUGUACUGAAGAGAUAGUAUGUCAUAGUUGAUUUGCUGGCCGUUUCUAGCCAGACUCCGUUCUAUCACUCAAGUCGAGGGUGAGACAUGCUUUUUCAUUUUCUCUCGCUGGUUUCUGAAGAUACGUUACAUGUCUUCUAAUCAAAUUUUUGUAUUAUCCCUGGAGGCUUUUGGUGAUUUUGUUAUCUUCAGAGACUAGUGCAGGAAGGGAAACAACAUCAUUCACAAGUGUUUUUUAAUCCCACUGUAGUUGAUAGUUUUUACCCUUUUUUCUAGUCAACUACCUUCUGUCUCUCUGGAGAUAGGAGAUUGCCGCUAUUCAUCACGGCUAAUUAGGGCAUCUCAUAAUAUUGCCAACAUCGAAACUAUCAUCAUCCCAAAGCUGCCGGCUAAGAUGAAGCAAGCCCAAAGCAAAGCACGUUUGGGAUUUGUUAAUGUACUCGUAACUAGUAAAAGAAACACUCCCAGAUUCUUUUUAUAUGGAUUUUUUUGUCUUGGGCCUCCUGCAUCUCACUAAGCAGCAUCUUAUCUCAAGCCCGCCCUACUAACUGAAAUGAUCUCAAUCUUUGUGUUUGAUUUCCCCUUAUCUGAAUUUAGAUUCAAGAUCGACACAACACUCUCUGAUGCAUAACUUUAUUGAAUGAUUUUUGUGCAGUUUUUCUUUUUUUCUUAGCUCACUGCCACAGUAAAAUUUGAGAGGGUAUCCAGUGGUAUUUUUGUCUUCCUUUUUUGUUUCUGUGUUAAUCCACUUUUGCGAUAUAUAUUUAGAUAGAUUAGUGCCUCUUUUUUUAUCAGUAGUGUGAUGGAUGCCUGCAUGUAGAUUGAACGCGGGAUUGAAACUAAAACCGAGUCCUCCUUGAAAGAAGGGUUAGGUCAACAGCUUAAAACUACAGGAUCAUAUGAAGGAGUCUAAAGACUUAACAAGAGAUUGCUUAAACAAUGUGCCGCACACAGGUACAAUUUUUGAAGUUGAAGGAGGGAAACCUGGGAGUGAUAGAAAUGAAGAAGGCAGAGAUAAGUGUGUUGAAGAUACUGAUUUAGAAGAGAGAGGCUAUGAUGUCGAGAUCACUGACACUGAAUCAUCAGAGGGUUUGCUGUAUGAAGAAGUUCUGACUUCGCUGAGUAAGAGUGCUCAAAGGAAAGAACGACGGGAAGCUCUUUUGGAACGAAAAAAGAAGCAGAGAGCAAGGAUUGACCCAACCACAACAAAGGCCACCGUUGAUGAGAUUGCAACUAAAGCUUACAGCCGGUGCAGCAUGCCAUACUUCUCUGAGAUUGUCAAUCUCAUGUGCAAGAGCCACCACAGGGUCCAGCUUGUUAGGAACCGUUGUUUUGGCUAUCUGCUGGAGCUGGUCGGCCGUCUUGUACCCAGGGGGUUUGUGUAACACCCCGGAUAUAACUUUUCCAAUUUGUACU